UCUUGUUUGAACGAUUAUUUUUUUUUGCCAGGGCUCUUUAGCGUGCGAGUUUCACUGAUGUGCGGAAAUAUUCCCGCGCUUUGUAUUAAAAUUCAUCAUCCGGCAUUUGUACAGGAGGAAUAACUCAAAAUGGGUUGUCUCUUGGGCGGAACUUUUUCAACAACUGCUGCAUGAUCAUCCAGCAACACACGAAAAUUCACCACGAUCUGCGGAAAAUCAUUUGAAUGGGAACUUCCGGUGCUAUGUGGACAUUGUUGCUGGUUGUUAUCAAUUCUCCAUGGAGCAUGCAGAGAUUGGGGGAAUUCGUCACACUGCUGCUGACGUCCAGAGAUCUCUCUACAUUCAACAGAUGAUCUCAAACCCUUCAAGACGUCUCUGUGGUGCCUCUUUGAUGCCAAGAUGAUGCGCAACACAACGGAAAGCUCCCAAGAAUCCACUUUUUUUCUCACCAACCUUGACUGAAAGCCACCAAAUUGGAUCCGAUAAGCAUUUUUCCAGUCAACCUGGUAUAUUUUUUUUAAUUGUUGUAGAUAGCGCAAAAAAAUAAGCGAGACACAAAUAUUCACAUAAAAAACGAAAAGUAAUUGUUACGCAACUUUGUGCUUAACACAACAUUAAUUCUUUCUUUUUUUUCUCACUAAUUCCCACCAGAAGUGGGGAUGAAUUUAUGGAUCUUCUGGACACACAAGACAGAGGAAGAAGAUAAAAAUUUUGGGCAACACUGAAAGUGAUUCACGAAGCCACUGAACGCGAAAUCCUUCCACGCGCCACCAGCCACAUCAUCUUAUUUACUCGGUGCACAAAUAAAAGCACAUUAUGUGGGAAUUAUUUUCUUGUGGGGAGCACAAACUGGAGCACUUUGUCUCGUCGCGGUGAUCUUGGUGCAAUUUGGAGUCACAACACACCGCGCGGCAGUGAGAGUGAAGAGAAAAGAGCCAUCAAAAUCGCCUAUUGUUGGAACCGUUGGAACAUUUUAUUUCAUUUUAUUGCCUAGAUUGGAAGGUUGGUGUGCAUGCAAGAUUGUCGCUGCCAUUUUCUCGUUCACUUUCCUCGAGUCUCUACGCCGGACAACAUUGAAAGUUUGUUCUAUCGCGCUUGAGCUGAAAUUGUAACUCGGUAACAAGAUGGGUAAAGAGAAGAUUCAUAUUAACAUCGUCGUGAUUGGUCACGUCGACUCUGGCAAGUCUACCACCACUGGACAUCUCAUCUACAAAUGCGGUGGCAUUGAUAAGCGUACGAUUGAGAAGUUCGAGAAGGAGGCCCAGGAAAUGGGCAAGGGUUCUUUCAAAUAUGCCUGGGUGUUGGAUAAACUGAAGGCCGAACGUGAGCGUGGUAUCACCAUUGAUAUUGCCUUGUGGAAGUUUGAGACCUCCAAGUACUACGUCACCAUUAUCGAUGCCCCCGGACAUCGUGAUUUCAUCAAGAACAUGAUCACGGGAACAUCCCAGGCUGAUUGUGCCGUGUUGAUUGUUGCCGCUGGUACGGGUGAAUUCGAAGCUGGUAUCUCCAAGAAUGGACAAACACGUGAGCAUGCCCUCCUUGCUUUCACACUUGGUGUGAAGCAAUUGAUUGUUGGUGUGAACAAGAUGGACUCCACUGAGCCACCAUUCAGUGAGAAUCGCUUUGAGGAAAUCAAGAAGGAGGUGUCGUCGUACAUCAAGAAGAUCGGCUACAAUCCCGCUGCUGUGGCCUUCGUGCCCAUCUCUGGGUGGCAUGGUGAUAACAUGCUCGAGGCUUCCACCAAUAUGCCGUGGUUCAAGGGGUGGGCCGUUGAGCGCAAGGAAGGCAAGGCUGACGGUAAGACCCUCAUUGAUGCCCUCGAUGCCAUCCUCCCACCAGCUCGUCCCACCGACAAGCCCCUCAGGCUGCCACUUCAGGAUGUCUACAAGAUUGGUGGUAUUGGUACAGUACCCGUUGGUCGUGUGGAGACUGGUGUGCUGAAACCCGGUACCGUUGUCACCUUUGCCCCAGCCAAUCUCACCACUGAAGUUAAAUCCGUGGAAAUGCACCACGAAGCUCUGCAGGAGGCCGUUCCCGGGGACAAUGUUGGUUUCAACGUGAAGAACGUUUCGGUGAAGGAACUCCGUCGUGGCUAUGUUGCUGGUGAUUCCAAGAAUAAUCCACCAAAGGGUGCUGCUGAUUUCACCGCUCAGGUCAUCGUGCUCAACCAUCCUGGGCAGAUUGCCAAUGGCUACACGCCCGUGCUUGAUUGCCACACGGCGCACAUUGCCUGCAAAUUCGCUGAGAUUAAGGAGAAGGUGGACCGUCGUUCCGGCAAGACCACCGAAGAGAAUCCCAAGGCCAUCAAGAGCGGUGAUGCGGCCAUUGUGAACCUCGUGCCCUCUAAGCCACUCUGUGUGGAAUCCUUCCAGGAAUUCCCCCCACUCGGACGUUUUGCCGUGCGUGACAUGAGGCAGACAGUCGCCGUGGGUGUCAUCAAGGCUGUCAACUUCAAGGAGGCUUCCGGCGGCAAGGUCACCAAGGCUGCUGAGAAGGCCGCCAAGACCAAGAAGUAGCUAGCCAGCGGGUCUGAGACGCAGCAACAAAUGAUGAAUAAACAACAAGAAGAAGAAGAUAACACCAACUAUUGCAACAACAACUACCAACAAAUAGCCACAAAACAUCCAGGAGCCCUCGUCACAACUGCUUUCAUGUGCCGUUCUACGGCUGUGGAGGCACUGUGUCGGGGUCCCCGUGUGCCCCAAAUGACUCCAUGGUGGCUCCGACUCAAGCACCAUACUUUCCAUCGCAAAGAGUUCCGGCGAAAAGAAAACGGGCUUCUUUCAUUCCUUUUUUCAAUUUAACAAAACAAACAAAAAAACGAAAUAGAGCAGAAUAUAAUGAAGAAAAAAAACACAGCAUCUUAUAUAUAUUUUAUAUAAUUAUUUUUUUAAUUCACACAUCUUGAAAUGGUUUAAUUACCUAAUAUUUUUCCCUCUGCCCUUGAAUUCAUAUUUUUUUCUUUCGUCCCACUAUUGUAGCUUGAUUUAAUAAUAAUUCAUUUAAUUUUGGAGUUUAAAGGAAAAAUAUUUAUCUAAAAAAAAAUUAUGAAUAUCUUGUGAAAAAAUAUUUAAUAAAAAAAAAAGAAUAUUUGGACUGGAAAGGCAGAAAAAAUUCUCGAUUUUUUUUGUAAGAGGUGUUGAUUGACAUAAUUGAUAUAAAACUAAAAAGAAAAGAUUAUGAGAAAUAAACAAAUUGGAGGCGCCCGCAAA
Lutzomyia longipalpis is the source of this 3212-nucleotide messenger RNA. It is a transcript of the gene eEF1alpha1, whose product is annotated as elongation factor 1-alpha 1. Lineage: Eukaryota; Metazoa; Arthropoda; Insecta; Diptera; Psychodidae. The record is from RefSeq and is a predicted model, not a curated record. The coding region runs from base 1125 to 2516 and encodes 463 amino acids. Gene Ontology annotation, biological process: translational elongation; translation. The transcript is spliced from 4 exons. Gene Ontology annotation, molecular function: GTP binding; translation elongation factor activity; GTPase activity.